UAUUGAUUCCAGGGGCGUGAGCAGAAAAGUUUCGAGAGGGGAUUUCAACAUAAGAGCUAACUAUAUGGUUAAAGUGUGACUCAGGAUGGUGUCGAGACGAAAAAUACUUUCCCGAUCGAGGGACAACCUGGCGGACACACAGUAUGAAGAACAGGAAGAAGAGGACGUCUGGUAUAAUUUAGACAAGUUGUUUAAGGAUCACAUACAAGAAGUUUUAGAUAAAUGGAAUCAAAUAGAUGAUGAAAUAUGGGCGAAAGUAAUUGUCUUUGAAAGAAACAGAAGGGUAGCGAAAGCAUAUGCGAGAGCACCUGUCCUCACUGUAAAUGGGUCAAACGAUGGCUUCGACGGUUUCAGGAUAGGACUCUGUGGAUUUGACAAUCCCAUGAGGGAUGCAAAAACAGACGAGGCCAAAAGGCAUAUAAAUCAGGGAGUAAAAAUAAAAAUGGACGAGCAAGGUAACAUCCUCAUAAAAAGGUUGUGCAAAAGUAACGUCUACGUUAGAGCCACAAAGCAAGAUGACAACGCAAUUGGUUCAGAAAUUUUACGAAAUCCUCAAGGUGCUCUAGAACAUGAAAAACCGGGAAAGUUGUUUGAUAUGAAUAAGUUUCAAACAAAUUUAGCCCGAGAGACGAGAAGAGCAUAUCCAGAUAGACGAAGACUGGAAACACAAUGUCUCAGCGCCAUAGUUUUCGUUCUUUCAGAAAACGAUGUGUUGCAAUCUCCAAUUUGGAUCCUCAUUGUCAAUGUUGUUGGAUUGGAUAUGUUGAAGUCAAAACUACCACCAGUAAUGGCGAUGCAGAGGCCCGUAGACAUUAAGAAUCGACCUAGAAUUCCAAUUCCGGAUGAGGAUCCCUACAGCGUGGCAGGGAUAUCCUCAUCCUCAGGACCAAGUGACACCUUACAAACCAGUAGAGAUUCCCGGGAACAAAUUUACGUUCAAUCGGGUUAUCAGCAGCGGCGAACCGAAAAACCUCCUAAGCUUCCUCCAAGAGAAAAUCUCUAUGGCCAUGACAUUCCCAAGCCCGACUAUGACGACCUUGAGGAUGAUUAUCGAAAUUCAGUGAGACCACCAGUAAUAUCUAAUGGCGAGAAGAAGAGUAAAAAGGAUGACAAUAAAAAAUACGACGAUCCUUACUAUUGUGGUUUGAGAGCGCGAGUUCCUAAUUUUGUAAAAAUGGCAAAGAAUGGUCACGCUAAACAUACGAUAAUAACUUCUCCUUAUGGACAUGCUAGACCACAACAAGCACCAACUUACAUUGCCACUGGAUAUGUUCAUGCACAUUCUGGUCAAAUAUAUGGACAUCAUGUUCCAAUUCCAGAAAAAUACCAGAAAAAACCCUCGAUCAUGUACCAUGCCAGAAGUAUGGAAAGCGGUCUCGGUACAUAUAGACGAGCGAAUUGAGUCUCCCUACAAUCACAUUUAUGGCCGAUUACCGAUUCCAACGCGUGGCGUGAUACCUCCCGCACCUCGCGCCAUGUACAUCGGAGAAUGGGACUAAAUUUUAAGUUAAUAUCUCAGCGUAUUUGUAUUUAAAGCCUGUAUAUUGUUAAUAUACCACAUAAAUACUCAUAUUUUUUAUGCCAGCACCAGAGUCGUUCUUAAUUUUUUUUCUUAUUUUUUUUAUUAUAAUAAUUAUAGGCAAUUAAUGUUAAACUUUUAAUAAUAAAUCAGAUGUAAGUAUGUAUAGGUCCAUCUCGAUAAGAAUUACAAAUAUAAAACAAUGUUUCUAAUAAUCAUUGACUCUAGGAUCUUACACUGUAAAAGCUACGCCUACACUUAGUACCAUCGAGAAUAUUGUAAGCAAUAAUACAUUUAUAAAAUGAUCUUUUUUGCGAGCGAACGUGAUGUAAAAAAAUUUUUGAAGGCUAGUGCUACGUUGGUAAAAAAUUCCAUGAGAUUUCAUUGAAUUGUGUAUCCUUAGAGAAUGAAGAGAAACACUAGAAACGGUUACAUUUUUGUAAACGAACUUUUUUUAUAUAUAAAAAAAAUCGAUUUAUCAAGCGAUUUUAAAAUGUGUACAUACUACAUAAAAAAAAUAGUUGAUAAUUAUUAA
Molecule: messenger RNA, 2054 nt
Organism: Leptopilina boulardi
Lineage: Eukaryota; Metazoa; Arthropoda; Insecta; Hymenoptera; Figitidae
Gene: exp
Exons: 9
Coding region: 86-1402 (438 amino acids)
Biological process (GO): regulation of DNA-templated transcription
Molecular function (GO): protein binding
Source: RefSeq, a predicted model, not a curated record